AUGGUCCUAGCACGUUCGCUCGUCCGUCCGGCGACUGUUCCCCAGCGAGUCCUUGCCAGAAGCAUCUCGUCUUCCAUCACAUUUACAGCCAUUGAUAAGUCGCCCUCUACCAACAAACCUGCUCGGCUCAGAGUGCCACUUCUCAAGAGCCCCUCCCACUUUGGGCACUUCACCUCCAGGGUCAAUCGUCUCUACAACGAGGACAAGUACAGCGCCCACGUGUUGGAGCUUUCGUCUCAGCGUCCAGUGUUCAACUUCACGGUGUUUGACGGCCAUGGCGGCAGUCAGUGCUCCACGUUUUUGGCAGACAAUCUUGCCCAAAAGAUCGAAGACGGGUUGCCGUUCGUGGAGGACGCCAAGGACAAGCACAAGAACGAGCUCAUCACCAAGUACUGGAAGACGAUUGGCGGGUACUGGAAGAGAUGGUACAAGCAUCGCAAGGACAACUUCAAGGUGAUGAAGAAGCUCAACAACAGCGUCAAGCUCGCCAACAUAGCGCUUCCCCCAGACGACUUGCACGUCAGGCUCCCCAUGGUGUACCUCAAAACCGACUAUGAUUUCUUCGAGCAGGAAGACAACAAGUCCGGCUCCACCUGCACCCUGGCAUUGAUAGAAACCGUGUACUCGGAGCCAGACCACUUGCACACCGACUACUACUUCAACCGCAACACCAUCUCCAGGCUCACUCUCACCCAAGUGGGAGACACUAGGGCACUUGUGGUGGACAAAAACGGUGAUGCCCACUGCUUGACGCAGUCCCACCACCCAUCGAACCCCAUGGAGGCCUCUCGGUUGCGCAAGUACGCCGCCAACUUCUUCAUGACCGACUCGUUUGGUGAGGAGCGGUUUAUUUCCUUAGCCAACACCAGGGCCUUUGGAGACGUCGGCUUCAAGCAAAUGGGCGUGACUUCGGAGCCAGACGUGAUCCAGUUUAUUAUCGGUGACCACAAUACCAUCAGCAAGAAAUUGACCCCAGAAGAAAUCAAGAAUUACACCGUGGGUGGUUUGGGCGGUGAUGAGGCCUUUUUGGUGCUCAUCAGUGACGGGGUUACCAACGUGAUCACCGACCAAGAGGUAGCCGACAUCGUUACUUCCCACUACAACAUGAAGGGUGGACCUGCGGCCACGCCACAGGCAUGUGCCGAGGAAGUGAUCAAGUUUGUUGAAUAUGUUGGAGGAGACGACAACGCAACAUGCUUGGUAAUCAGAUUGAACGGGUGGGGGAAGUGGCCAGUAAAUGAUAGAACUGGUGAAUUAAGACAGACUAGAAUGGACGACUAUAAUCCUCGGAAACUGAGGGGCUAG
This is a messenger RNA of Suhomyces tanzawaensis NRRL Y-17324, 1305 nucleotides long. It is a transcript of the gene PTC6, whose product is annotated as type 2C protein phosphatase. Gene Ontology annotation, molecular function: protein serine/threonine phosphatase activity. The transcript has a single exon. Gene Ontology annotation, biological process: protein dephosphorylation. The record is from RefSeq and is a predicted model, not a curated record. Lineage: Eukaryota; Fungi; Ascomycota; Pichiomycetes; Serinales; Debaryomycetaceae. The coding region runs from base 1 to 1305 and encodes 434 amino acids.